Soboliphyme baturini is the source of this 486-nucleotide messenger RNA. NCBI's taxonomy places the organism in Eukaryota, Metazoa, Nematoda, Enoplea, Dioctophymatida, Soboliphymatidae. The record is from the annotation of a GenBank genome assembly.
AUGCACCUGAAGACUGCGAUUAUCGCCGUUGGGGUGCUGCAUCUGUUUUUUAUCGUACUGUCGACCGGAAUUAUAUCGAGGCUGUUCGAAAGUGAUUUUUUAGGAGUGUCGUUCUUCGUCACCGGACUGCUGAUCCAGGUUAUAAAUUUUGUAGUCCUGAUUGUCAUGUUCUAUGGACUGAGAACUGGACAGAACGAACUGAUUGUUCCUUUUGUCGUCGAGCUGGUGCUGUACUUGAUCUUCCUUGGAAGCAUGCUCACCUACUUUAUCACUACCAUUUUGAUCAGCUUGGUGAAGGAAGAGAAGUUUGUCACUGACACAAAGACGAUCAUUCAGGUGGUGCUUUUGGGCUUGGCCAGCGCACUGUACUCGUGGAUGCUUUUCGUAUCGACUGCCUUCUACAAAUAUGCCAGAAAUAUCCUGCAACUUUCGUUCUGUGAUGCCAUGACAAGGUUCGACUCACGAGGAUACGGCCGCUCCUGCUAA